AUGAAGUAUCGGGUCAUUGGCAUUGACAUCUCGCCCAUACAGCCCGAAUAUGUGCCCCCCAAUGUCUGCUUCCAGAUCGACGACGUGGAGGAUGACUGGAAUUACGACGAGCCCUUCGACUUCAUCUUCUGUCGCAUGCUCACGGGCGCCAUAGCAGAUUGGCCUCGGUUCUUCAACCAGUCCUUUGCCAAUCUUGAGCCGGGCGGCUGGUGCGAGGUCCAGGACAUUGUCGCCCCCGUACAGUGCUCGGACGGCACACUGGAUCCAGAUUCGGCGUUUGCGACAUGGAGCCGCGACCUUUUGCGGGCGACACAUCUUGCUGGUCGGGGUAUAGAUGGGGCAAAGUUGUACAAACGCCAGAUGGAAGAGGCCGGCUUUAUCAACGUGAAGGAGGAAAUUUUCAUCUGGCCCCAGUGCCCCUGGGCGGACGAUGACUACUACCGAAUGCUAGGUCGGUGGACGGAUGUCGCCAUCACGGGAGGGCUCGAGGCGCUCAGCACGGCCUUGUUCACCAGACACCUUGGAUGGAAGAAGGCUGAGCUAGAUGUGUACCUGACGCAGGUCCGCAAGCAGAUGAGAGACAGGGGAAUCCAUGCGUACUGGCCAAUUUACAUGGUCUACGGGCAGAAGCCCGAGUAG
Messenger RNA from Emericellopsis cladophorae, 639 nucleotides. Its product is annotated as putative methyltransferase tdiE. The transcript is spliced from 3 exons. Lineage: Eukaryota; Fungi; Ascomycota; Sordariomycetes; Hypocreales; Bionectriaceae. Bases 1 to 639 code for a protein of 212 amino acids. The record is from RefSeq and is a predicted model, not a curated record.